Molecule: messenger RNA, 865 nt
Organism: Punica granatum (pomegranate)
Lineage: Eukaryota; Viridiplantae; Streptophyta; Magnoliopsida; Myrtales; Lythraceae
Source: RefSeq, a predicted model, not a curated record
CUGGUAUUAGACAGUGCGGACCCUUCUUAAAUUAGUCCCUUUCUUCUAUGAAGGGAAGGAUCGAAAAGCCAAAGCGCAUCCCCAAAGGCACAAAAUAUGGCUCGGCUAGUCUUGCUAUCUCUUGUCCUUCUUCUAGCUACUUGCCACGGCUCCGCCCAUGCCAUAAGGCCGGUGGCCACCCAACCGCGGGCAACCCCGGCGGCGUUUCCGCCCAACGCUAGCCAGGAAUUCCUCGAGGCGCAUAAUGAUGCCAGGUCCGGGGUGGGGGUGGGCCCUCUCAAGUGGAGCCAGGCGCUGGCCAACCUCACGAGCCUGCUGGUGAGGUACCAGCGGGACAAGAUGGGCUGCCAGUUCGCCAACCUGACGGCGGGGAAGUACGGAGGCAACCAGCUGUUGGCCAGUGGGCAGGCGGUGGCCCCACGCGCCGCCGUGGAGGAGUGGGUCAAGGAGAAGAGCUUCUACAACCACGCCGACAACUCUUGUGCUCCCAAUCGCCAGUGCGGUGUCUACACACAGGCAUCGUGGACGGCUGCCAACCCACAGGAAGAAGUCCUCGCGACCUCAUCCCUGAGGCUGGUGGUUGCCUGCAAGGCAGCCAACCCGGUUGUGUGGAGGAAUAGCAUGGAGUUGGGCUGCGCUCAAGCAACAUGCCCAAAGGACCAGACUAGUUUAACUAUAUGUUUCUAUAAUCCCCCCGGCAAUGUCGUUGGGGAGAGGCCGUAUUAAUCAAAAUAUGAAUCCUAUUAAUGUAAUACUAAUGACCAUCUGAAGCCGAGUUCCUGUAAUCUUUUUUAUGUCUCGCCCCAUAAGGAUUGAUUUAUGAUAGAAGGUUGUCAAUAACCCAUGGUCCUAUGCUAUCGUCCAA